Symbiodinium necroappetens is the source of this 984-nucleotide messenger RNA. The record is from the annotation of a GenBank genome assembly. Lineage: Eukaryota; Dinophyceae; Suessiales; Symbiodiniaceae.
AUGACCGGACAAAGGGUCGAAACAUGCAAGCGGACAUUCUGGAGGUGUUGUGUGCUAGCACUGUUGCAUGCCACCACCGUGGCCAACGCAGAGGUUGCUGGCCGAUCCAGGGAAAUCCGCGACGAAAUGAACAAUGUGAUUGGUGUUGAGAUGGACUACGGCGAAGCCGACGAAGUCGAGGGCCGGCGACUGGAAGAGAUCUGUUCCAGCGUGAAGCCUGAUACCUGGUUUUGCUCCGGCACAAUGCAAACUCUGUGUUGCUACAGUCACAGUGUUCUUCGCCCUUGCAGACGUGUGCACUGCGGCGAGCUCCUGCACGGGCUGAAAGCUAAUAGCUUGUUUCGUCGUUUGCAGCCUGCAAAGCCGAUCAGACCUGCCAUGGAGGAACCGCUUCUGAAGCUGGCUCUGCACGACGUAACAGCCGCGUUUUUGGUGCUACGGCUUCUACCUCCCCGGACCUGGUGGCAGCUGCGUGCUCUGUCGGCUGAGUGGAGGCAGCUUCUUGAUGAUCAUGCUGAAAGCUGUACUGACAGGUCAACAAGAUCACAAAUGUUUGGUGAGAUGGGGCGCGGCUGCUUGGGCUUAGUUAAGCUACUCGUGGAGGCCUCGGGGCCGUUACGGACUGCCAAUGAAGAGGUGGACUUUGCAGGUUGUAUCUACAGGGCUGUGCACUAUGGCAGCGUGGGUCCGCUACAACAGCUGCUUCGACCUCUCGCAGCCGAGUCUUUCGCACGUCGGACCUUCGCCGUCGCUGUUCUUCGUGAGGCUCUGGUGCAAGCGGCAGUUGCAGGUGAUGCAGCAGCGUGCCGUGCGGUAUUGCAGGAACACGGCCCAAACUCAGCCGCUGCACUCUCGCGAAGAUUGGGCACCGAUGAUGCUCUCACAGCACUAAAGGCCGCUUCUGAUUGGCAUCUCAUGAGUCCCGGUGAGGUCUCAGAGCUGAGGCGCCAGGCAGUGGAUGAGGUGCUGAAAGCGGUGUUCUGA